Messenger RNA from Suillus bovinus, 930 nucleotides. RefSeq lists its product as uncharacterized. NCBI's taxonomy places the organism in Eukaryota, Fungi, Basidiomycota, Agaricomycetes, Boletales, Suillaceae. The transcript has 14 exons. Bases 1 to 930 code for a protein of 309 amino acids. The record is from RefSeq and is a predicted model, not a curated record.
AUGACCAUAGUCUCAAAUGAUUCCACUUGGUGGCCGUCCAUCGAUGCAUAUCGUUUUUCUAGUUACUUUUCAGUUGCCGCCUUUGUCGGAGUGACGUAUGAUUGGGUAUCUUCAGCCCUUACAUUUGAACAAGAGGUCGAAUUGGUUUGGGUGCGCUACCUUGGCAUAUGUUUUGCUGCCCUGGACAUGCUUGAUGAUGCUCCGUCCAUCUCGCUGACAGAUACAGGAUGUCUUGUUGUGUAUAUUGUACAAAGUUGGACGUGUGUCGUGGUAUUUGCAAUGAUAUGGGUCGUCAUGAUCACUCGGUUAUAUGCCAUGUAUCAAGGAUCCAGAAAGAUCCUGAUAUUUCUCAUUAUCACCUUCCUGGUUGUCAACAUUUUCGACGGAGUGGCCGCCAUAAUUGCAACCGCGCGUGUUUCAGGAGAGGAACUCAUUCUCUCUGGCACUUAUGAGUGCUCAAUUGUCCAUGCGGAAGAUAUCUCACUUCUGUCUUCCAUUAGUUGGUUACUUGGAACUGGGUGGGAGGUCCUCGCACUGUGUCUCGCAGUUUGGAUUGCGAUAAUACACUUCCGUGAACUGCGACGACAUUCUGGAGGAGGGUUUAUUAUUAAGGACUAUUUCAUGGUGUUGAUGAAAACUCAUGUGCUUUACUUUGCAGCGGUCGGACGUGGUAGCUUUGUUACUGUCUCUCGCUUCGAGCUCACUAACGAUUUCUCUCCAAAAGAUCCAACAGUCCAAAAUCCACUGAAAUAUUAUUCGGGGCUUAUUCAGAUUUUUGGGGUCAUGCCGAUGCUUGUGUUGGCACCCCGCCUGAUCCUUAGCGUUCGAGAUCACCACGCUAAGCUUGUGGCCGAUUCCCAUGCAGCAAGUGAUAUGAUCUCGAUUGUUUUCCAGGAGCGCAUGCAUAUAUCGACAGGGAGUAGAGUAUGA